Molecule: messenger RNA, 1525 nt
Organism: Topomyia yanbarensis
Lineage: Eukaryota; Metazoa; Arthropoda; Insecta; Diptera; Culicidae
Product: probable transcriptional regulatory protein aq_1575
Exons: 4
Coding region: 154-990 (278 amino acids)
Cellular component (GO): mitochondrion
Source: RefSeq, a predicted model, not a curated record
GGCUGUUGUCCAUCUGAUAGUUCCGUCAAAGUUUCGUGCAAUUUAUUCCGAAACAGUUUACAUGUUUAUAUAACAACGAAUUAAGCAAAGUUUAGUACCUAUUCAGUGGGUCAAACGCAUUAAGAUCUAGUAGAAAUUUAUGUAAAUAGUGCAAUGUUUCAAUCCAUUCGUUUGCCAGUGCAGUUCUUAUGCAAACAGCUGAGGAUUUCUGCAGAAUGCGUACGAAAUUUCGGUGCUACUUCGCCUCUGACUGCAGGGCAUUCUAAAUGGCAAAAUAUUCGACACAUUAAAGCGCUCAACGAUGGGCGGAAGUCCGUUUUGUUUAUCAAAUUGGCCCGUCAGAUUCGAUUGGCUAUUCAAGCCGGAGGACCUAACCCAGCGCUGAACUCAACAUUACGGGCCACAAUCGACGAGGCUUUGAAGAAAAAUAUGCCCAACUCGACGAUUCAGGGUAUACUGAAGAAGUCGGCGCAAAAUCCAACCCAGCUCAAGAGGUUUACGCUCGAGAUGAAGGCAUUCAAUCAGAUCAAUAUCAUGUGCGUGCUCUACACGGAGAAAUUCACGCAGACGAAGAUGGAACUGGCUUCGGUUUUAAGAAGGAACCUCGCUAUGUACGAUGAUGUCAAACACCUGUUCGACGAGCAAGGAUUCGUGGAAGCAAUCGCACCGUCGGAAGCAUCGAAAGAAGAUUUGUUAUCCUGUUGUACUGAGCAUGCCAUCGAAGUGGGAGCCGAAGAUGUUGAAGUGAUGAGUGAAGAAAGCAAACUGAUUAGGUUUAUCUGUGCUCCAAUCGAUAUUGAGAAGGUGAAAACACAGCUGGAAAAGCUGAGUUACACAAUCGAGCAUAGCGAGCACGCUUACGUUCCAAAGAGCACCAUCAAACUGAACCCGGAUGCAACGUUGGCCUAUGAGAAUCUGAAAGAAAAGCUUCGAGCGAUUGAUGGAGUGGAGGACAUUUACGAUAACGUUGAAUUAGUUUAUAGUGAAUAAAGCAAGACCUGGUUGGGGAUUAUUUUUCCAACAAGUAAUAAUAAGCUUUUCAUUGUUGCAGCAUUUUUAUUUGAUUCAAUAUGUUCGUCGGGAAAAAAACUUACCUAAAGCUAUAGUUGCACGUGAAUGAAGUAUACAGACGUCCAGAGGUAUAUCGCGUCGAAACGACAGUUUGCUUACAAUCCAAAGAACUUGGGCAACGCUACGGAAUAUUGAAAAGCAAAAUUUUGGUGUCAAUUCCAGUGCGAAAGUACGACGUCGAAACGCAGGACAAUUUACAGCCUUAGAGCUAUGAUUCUAAUGAAACAAUUUAUUCCAAUCAGAAUUCGACGAUACCUCGACUAAGUGCGUUGAAACUGUUGCUGUUUUUUAUUCAACUAUUUGAUAUUAAGUACAAGUAAUAUUUCAUUAGACCGCUACAUCUAAAUGUUAGAUGGCAAGUUCAUUUUAAUGAUUUCACUCUUUGAUAUUGGAAUUUCCACGGGUUUUCUGCAAAAGAUAUUUAUCAAUUGCAAGUUCAAAAUGAUCGAAUAAA